Molecule: messenger RNA, 2016 nt
Organism: Mesitornis unicolor (brown roatelo)
Lineage: Eukaryota; Metazoa; Chordata; Aves; Mesitornithiformes; Mesitornithidae
Gene: IFT140
Product: intraflagellar transport 140
Exons: 13
Coding region: 1-2016 (671 amino acids)
Biological process (GO): intraciliary retrograde transport
Cellular component (GO): intraciliary transport particle A; ciliary basal body; axoneme
Source: RefSeq, a predicted model, not a curated record
AUGCAGGACACCAGCCGGAUGUCUCCAGUUGAAGCUGUCUGGGAGAACAUGGCUCGCAUGUGUGUGAAGACUCAGAGGCUCGAUGUUGCCAAAAUUUGCCUUGGAAACAUGGGUCAUGCAAGAGGAGCCAAAGCACUGAGGGAGGCUGAACAAGAACCAGAGGAGGAAGCCCGAGUGGCUGUGCUGGCCAUUCAGCUGGGCAUGCUGGAGGAUGCGGAGCGACUGUACAAGGCUUGCAAACGCUAUGACCUCCUGAACAAGUUCUAUCAAGCCUCAAACCAGUGGCAGAAAGCCAUUGAAACAGCCGAAGCCUACGAUCGGGUUCACCUACGCACUACAUACUACAACUACGCUAAGCACCUGGAGGCAACCGGAGAGCAGAGUCUUGCACUCACCCACUAUGAGAAGUCAGACACGCAUAGGUUCGAGGUACCCCGAAUGCUCUGUGAAGACUUACAAGCCCUGGAGAACUACGUCAACAAGAUGAAAGACAAGAGCCUGUGGAAAUGGUGGGCACAGUAUCUGGAGAGUCAGUCAGACAUGGAAUCUGCACUGAAGUACUAUGCGCUGGCUCAGGAUUAUUUUUCCUUAGUCCGUGUCCAUUGCUUUCAGGGCAACAUUCAGAAGGCUGCUGAAAUAGCAAAUGAAACAGGGAAUUGGGCAGCAUCCUAUCACCUGGCCCGCCAGUAUGAGAGUCAGGAUGAAAUCAAGCAGGCUGUGCAUUUCUACACCAGGGCCCAGGCAUUUAACAAUGCCAUCCGCUUGUGUAAGGAGAACAAUUUAGAUGAUCAACUGAUGAACCUGGCUCUUCUGAGCUCUCCGGAAGACAUGAUAGAGGCAGCCUGCUAUUAUGAGGAAAAGGGGGAGCAGAUGGACAGAGCUGUUAUGUUAUACCACAAGGCAGGCCACUUCUCCAAGGCACUGGAGCUUGCCUUUGCCACGCAGCAGUUUGGGGCCCUACAGCUGAUUGCUGAAGACCUGGAUGAGAAAUCAGACCCAGCUCUGCUAGCCCGCUGUUCCGAUUUCUUUAUUGAACAUGCUCAGUAUGAGAAGGCAAUGGAGUUGUUGCUCACAGCCAAAAAGUACCAUGAGGCUCUGCAACUUUGCCUGAAGCAGAACCUGACCAUCACGGAGGAGCUGGCUGAGAAGCUGACAGUCUCCAAGGACUCCAAGGACCUCUCUGAGGAGUCCCGCAGAGAGCUGCUGGAGCAAAUUGCUGACUGCUGCAUGAGACAAGGCAAUUACCACAUGGCCACCAAGAAAUACACGCAAGCGGGAAACAAGUUAAAGGCUAUGAGGGCGCUGUUGAAAUCCGGCGAUACCGAGAAAAUUAUCUUCUUUGCGGGAGUUUCCAGACAGAGAGAGAUUUAUAUCAUGGCAGCCAACUAUCUACAAUCACUGGACUGGCGUAAGGACCCCGAGAUUAUGAAGAACAUCAUUAGCUUCUAUACUAAAGGGCGGGCCCUUGACCUGCUGGCAGGUUUCUAUGAGGCAUGUGCUCAGGCAGAAAUUGAUGAGUAUCAGAACUAUGAGAAAGCACAAGGGGCCUUGAUGGAGGCAUAUGUGUGUCUUUCAAAGGCAAAGACUAGAAGCCCUCUGGAACAGGAAAGCAAACUCAUACAGUUGCAGAGCAAGAUGACCCUGAUUAAGCGAUUCAACCAAGCUCGGAGAAAUUACUCUGAAGAUCCCAAAGAAGCGGUCAGACAGUGUGAACUUCUCCUAACCGAACCAGAUUUUGACACCGCCAUCCAGCAUGGUGAUGUCUUGGGAUUUCUGGUUGAACAUUAUGUACAAGCGGAGGAAUUCCAGAUGGCAUACCAGUACCUGGAAGAGAUACAGAAAAGAAUUCCAGCCCUGAACCUGAGCUCCUACGUGACUCCACAGACCAUCGAGGCAGUGCACCGAGGAGCAGGCAUUCCCAUAAGCCGAACCCUGGUUCCGGAGCAACUUCACCCCAACAAUAUGGAAAACAAGGAGGUGGAGGAAGAUGUAGCUGAUGUAAUGGAGGACCCUUGA